ACAUGCUGCUUUCAAGUGCUGUCAGGUAAACCGUAAAUAUGACCGACCCAGGUGACGCCGGAACACUGUCGAAGUGGUUUGAACACAAAUGUAUUUUGAGAUGAUUGUAUGAAGUGAUGAUGUGAUCUUGGCCAGAUAUAUAACCACAACAUUUGUAUAGACACAAGAGGCAAAUCACAAAGCCUGCAGCGUAAGUACCGUCAUUUCCUAACCUAUCCAUCUUGGCGUCCACCUCUGUACGGUUAAUUUGGUGGACCAAUCACGUCGCAGCAUUGAGGUUUGUGUUAAAGCCAAAGUGGAAGCACCCAAAUAUCUGGGUUUCACGUGACGUCACAGGGCGAUGUUUGUCAGCACGCAAAAUCAGAUGGAGGGCAGGAAGUGAACCGACUGGAGGAAAAUGCCGAUGUGUUGUGUAGUUUACGGCCGUGCCAAUCGUUCUAACCGAGAGAAGGAAAAGCGAUUUUUUUUGGAGUACCGAAUAUAGUCGUCCACAAAGGUCAGAAAUGGGAAAAGCCGACAGAACGACGCCGUAAAAAGUGGAUUACAAACCUGUUUGAGGUCGGGAGGAGCAAAAUUCGCUAAUGCUCAUGUCUGCAGUGAACACUUCGACAAAGAGCGUCUAGAACAACCAAAUACACAACAAAACCUGCCCAUGUUUCUCCGAUUCUACUGAAGUCAAUGACAUAUUGUGCCCGGUGUCAUGGCGGCGUUCCACAGGUCGACUUGGUCACUGGAGUGGAGAGUUCAGACAGCUCCUCGUCCCUGGGCCUGGUCAUAGACACGUCCUACAGCUCUGGUGAUCAGCCCAUGCUAGUGGAUUCUUCCAGCACUUUACCUUCUCCAGAAAUUUUCAGAGAUGAAAAACAUAAUCUGCUGCAAUACUGCAGUUACAGUACAUACAUGGCAGAACCUACAGUUCGUGUCACAUCCCCAGGAGAUGCUGAUGACAUCACCUGGGAAUCGAGAACUUUCCCCAUGGACCUCACAGACUCACUCAUGCCCAAGAACUCCACUCUGCUGGACCUGAGCCAGGCUGAGACCAUCCACACGCACUCGCCGCCCAACCUGUCCACCAUCAUGGAUGCCCCCACAAUUCUUGCAGAAAAUGACCCUCAGGACCUCGUCUCAAACCAAAGGGUGUCAGACAACGGUGAAAUAUUAAAAGCACAAACACCACCAGCUCAGCUUCUCAUCAAAAAAAUGUGUUUCAAAAAGCAGGUGUGGUUCCGAAGUCCUUUAUUUUCUGAAAAAAUAAAAAACACACCAAGGCCCAAACCGAGAAGUAAAGAGAAGAUGAGAAGGCGUGCCCCCUCCAGCCCUCAUCAGAACAUAGAGCCCGAGGUGAUGAACACAGAGACCGAAGACAUCGAUGGAGGAGUGUUUUUUGACUUUGCCUCCAACUCUGAACAGGAAAGUUACUUCUCCAAAAUGAGAAAAAGAUGUUCCAAACUCAACAGUACAAUCAUAUUUCCUUUGACAGCAGCGAAGGGAAACUAAACAUGAAGUAAGUUUUUUCAGUGCAUUGCCCAGCACCUGCUUGUCUCUAUGGAGAUGUAAUUGCUUUUCCUGGAAUGUUCCACACUAUGGCCAAGGACAUAACAUAAAGCCAAGUCACAGGUAAGAUCUGUGGAGAGGUGAUCCAUCUUAUGGUGAGAAUGCAUGUUUUUAACAUACUAUUUGCAAUAAGAAACACUACUUCACAAAAUGCAAGAUGAGUAAGUUUAAUGCCAUACUGUAGGGCUGGGUAUCAUUAAGAAGUUGCCGAUACGAUACAUACCUCAAUACACAGGCCACGAUACGAUACAUAUCUCGAUGCAGUGCACUUUCAAUUCGAUACGAUAUAUUUCAAAUCGAGUCGAUACUGUUCAAUAAAAAUAAAAGCUAAAUCAUGACUUUAACACUAAAAGUCUUUGUUAAACCACUUUUUGUGCGAAGUUCAUAUGAAACACAAACAUUUUAAUCAUCAAAACAGUGAAAAUGUCAAAUGUGUUGCAUAAACAAGUUUCCUUCCACUAAAUAAACAACAAAACUGUAGCAUUGUAACAAAAUAAUUUAGUAAAAUGAACCAAAAAAUACUCUUGGGGAUAUAUCGAUACAUCAGCCCAUCGAUACUGCAUCAUCACAUUAAACAAUACGAUAUAUCGAUAUUUUUAUAUUUUUGCACACCCCUACCAUACUGUGGAACAUUCCAGGCAAGCAAUAUCAUCUCCUUUAGAAACAGGCAGGUUGUGGACCAUGCACCAAAACGUUACGUGAUAACACACCUUUAACAUCUUAUAUAACUCUAAAUAGUCUUAGAUGGAUGAAAAUUGUUUAAAAUGGAAGUUAAAAUUGCUUGAAAUGUGAAUAUUAUAUUUUGGAACAGUUUCAUUAUUCAGUUGGACAUUGUUUACCCAGUUCUUUUUUUUUUUUUUUACUCAUAGAUGUUUAUACUGGUAGCCUAUACAAAAUUGAUAUUUUUGUUUUGUGAAGCCAAACGAUCUCUUUAGAAAUAUGCUCCUUUAAAACAAACGUUGUAGACUUAAAUAAAUCUUGAAAUCUGUUGUUCAGUAUUCCCGCAAGUUCAUGUGAGGUUUAAAAAGAAAAAGAAAAAAAAAAAAAAAAAAGGAAAUAUUGUCAAAUCAUAGUGAGUCUGUGUUUAUGUGUCCAUGACUAUUUGACCACUAGAUGUCACUCUUGCUUUACGAGCUAAACUUGCUUAUGUCGUUGUCUUGUCUCUGUUGGCCGAUCUUCUGUUAUGCUGUUGUGCAUUUUUCACAUUUUAUUGUGUGUCCUUGAAUAAAUGUCAUGCCGUAAGAUAUUUUUGUGAACUGCGAUUGAAUUUGUUAAGUAAAACUAUGUUGUUGUUUUUUCUUUAAAUGUUUAUUUCAACUGUUAGUGGUAGUUCUUUAUUUCAACUGUUUCAACUAGGCAUACUUCAGUUGACUUAUUAUCUUGAUGGCCUAUUUUUAUUGAAGUUGCACAUGAUUUACAUAUUCAAAUGCGUUAAACUAUAGCCUUAAAUAGAUGAAAAGUUACGUGAUAACACACCUUUAACAUCUUAUAUAACUCUAAAUAGUCUUAGAUGGAUGAAAAUUGUUUAAAAUGGAAGUUAAAAUUGCUUGAAAUCUGAAUAUUAUAUUUUGGACCAGA
Messenger RNA from Boleophthalmus pectinirostris (great blue-spotted mudskipper), 3132 nucleotides. RefSeq lists its product as uncharacterized. NCBI's taxonomy places the organism in Eukaryota, Metazoa, Chordata, Actinopteri, Gobiiformes, Gobiidae. The record is from RefSeq and is a predicted model, not a curated record. The coding region runs from base 679 to 1497 and encodes 272 amino acids. The transcript has 9 exons.